AUGCUUCUCACGUGUACAGAGACGGAGACGCAGCCGAUCCAGAACUCAACGCCCUCCUUCUCGGACUCCGCUCAGGCCUCCACUUGGCGGCUUCCGCCAGUCGUCGUGGGCCGCAGCGCGGUCGACGGCCCGCAUUCCGGCAACCAGGAGCGUGACAGCACAGCUUACGAGAUGCGACAGCUUCGAAGAGCCGAGGAACGGAUGCCGGACUGGAAAAGCUUGUGGCUCGUGAACUACCUAGUCUUCCUGUUGGUGCUAAACGUCGAGAUUGUCGUUCCAACGGCCGACCAGUACGCACAGGCGCUCGGUGCCGGCGAGACCUUCAGCGGCCUGGUCAUUGCCCUCACACCCUUCUUCCAGGGGCUGAUCGGGAUCCCUCUGAACUACUGGAUGCUCCGAUCUGGAAUCUCCCUGAAGACCAUCCUCAUUGUGAUGAUUGCUGGCAGCAUCCUUGGGAACAUCCUCUACGCCCUCGCUGGUCUCAUGCGCUCCAAGAUUGCCAUCUUGUGUGCGCGUACGCUCAUCGGAAUCUGCCAGUGCCAGCUUGGGGGUCCCAUUUACAUUGCAAAAGCCGUGGGAGUCAAGAAGCGCACGAAGGUGCUUUUCGUUUUCUCAACCAUGGCCACGCUUGCAUUCACAGCAGCUCCACUACUUGCAGCUCUGUUGGAAACCUUCGUGAAGGAGCUGCGAAUCGAGAACUUGGUCCUCGACUCCGACACGAUUCCGGGCUGGUUCAUGGCCUUUGCCUAUUACCUUUUCCUUCUGAAAGUAGUCUUCUUCUUCGAGAACCCCCAGGACAACGUGCCGGAGAAAACAGAGACCACCACGGCACCGGAGGUGUUGGCGGAGGCGUCGGAGCCGUUGUGGACCAGCGGCUUUCUGGUGUGCAUCUUCGCAGCCUUUGCGAGCUCACUGACCAAUACGAUGGCCAUCGUCUUCUUCGUGAAGCUGGCAGAAAAGACCUGGGGAUGGAGUGUGUCGGUCACUGCGUUUGCCUUGGCCGGUUUCAUGGCCGUCGUUUCGCUGCUGUCCCUGGUCAGCAGCAGGCUUGCCAAGCUGGUAGAGGACAGGAAGGGGCUCCAGUUAACCUCUUGCGUUGGUGCUGCGUGCUCCCUGAUCACUAUUCCAUUCUCGAAGCACUGGCCGGCAGCUGCGAUCACUGUCAUGUUUGUUGGGCUAUUGCUGGUCCAGUCAUCGGCUUCCGUCGUCAAGAACUACGCCUAUGCGCUUUGCCCCAAAAUCGUGGCUCCACGCUUCAAGGAUCGAGCUGGUGCCAUCAACAUGAUCUCCUUGAUGCUUGGACGGGGAACCGGUGCACAGCUAGGUGCAAUACUGACAUCCGCCAGUUUUGCAGGUUCGCAGUUCUGCACCUACUUGUUCCUUUUCUUCCUAUCCUGGAAGUUUGCCGCGCAUCUGAAGCAGCAUGCAAAGGCAACUUAA
Messenger RNA from Symbiodinium sp. CCMP2592, 1440 nucleotides. The record is from the annotation of a GenBank genome assembly. Lineage: Eukaryota; Dinophyceae; Suessiales; Symbiodiniaceae.